UUAUUUAUAUUUUUUAAUACGAUUAGAUGCAUUGACAAUUAUCAAACUUAAAAACGAAGAAGCGACACUGGCCUCAAUAAUUAAAACGUAAUAAUUUACAAGGGAGUUAAUUGAAUUAUGAAUUUGUUCACAAAAAUAUAAAUAAUAUGAUUUCUAUAGUUUUACUGUAACUAAACUAGUGAAAAUAUUAUGAUUUUUUUUCUUCUUUCUUUUUUUUUUUUUUUUAAAUCUUUUUUUUUUUUUUUUUUACCGAAUAUCACUUGGUUUCUGUAGAUCUAUAACGUCCAUGGCUAUGUAUAUAAUAAGUCAUAUUAUAUGACGCUACAAAGAAAUGACGUCACUAUAUGUAUUUCAGGUUGAACUGUGAUGUUACGUCUCCAUAGACGUGAGUAUAUCUAUUUGCAUUAUGCAGUUACAUAAUAAUGAGACAACCUACAGUCGAUUGCUAACAAUUCAAAACGGAUGUAUCGCCUAUAUGAAAAAGAACCAGUGUUAUUUGUGAGUCCUAGAAGAAGCAUGACCCGGGCCAGCAUCCAGCACCUGGGUAUGACCUUGCCGGCCUGCGAGUCGCUUCCGGACGGCAGCGCCUUUAUCAUUGACGUCAUGACCGGAACUCAGCUGACGCGCAUUUACCACAUGAUAAGGGAGGCAUCCCGAAACGGCAACGGCUUCAGCGUCGACGAAUUCGAAAGCGAGGCCGACUUCCGGUCGGAAGUCAAAGACGGACAUCCGUUCGCCAUCAUGCGGAAGGACGGCGGCGAGAUGGUUGCCGGGGUUGUUAUCAUCCACAGCAAGUACUUCCGGGGCAGGCACGUGGCCGACCCGUACAUAAUCGUGGAGAAGUCGAACCGCAACAAGGGAAUAGGGUGUCUCUGCUUCAGUCUGUGUAUUCGGUAUGCGAAACAGCUCGGCUUCAUGGGCAUGUACAUAGACACGUUUUCCACCAACACCGCCAUGAUCAAGAUCAUAGAACGCUUCUCCGGAUUCGAGCGCGUCGGAGUCCUGCCCAUGGGAGGUCAGAUUUCUGACGGAACAAUAGUCAGUUCGUAUAUUUACUACAAAGAUUUGAGAACAGCCUAGGCUUGUAUCACCAUUCCCAUGAUGUUGUUAAAUGAUAUUAAUGUUAGUUUUUUUGUUGAUUGGUUGGUUGGUCUUAUGAGAGGAUGUGUUUGAGAUUCAUAAAUACACCAGUGAUACGUGUUAAAGAGUUCUGGCAAGAAAACCCCCAACAAAAAAACCCAAAAGAAAUAAACCCAACAACCACAAAAUAAAGAAACAACACAAUUCUGUGCCAAUAUCCACAAACGGUCCAAAGGUAUGACAAAAAUCAACCAAAGAGAUGUAUGGUUAUAUUGAUCAAUUCUAAAAAAAAUCUGCCAAAGAAAUUAUGAUUAGUAAUUUACAUUGGUUUAUUCUAACACAAAUCCAUAAGAGGUUAUAAGGAUAUUGGUUUAUUGUAACGAAAUCCACAAGAGACUUAUGAUUACAUUGGUUUAUUCUAACAAAAAUCCACGAGAGAUUAUGAUUACAUUGGUUUAUAACAAAAAUCCAUAAGAGAUUAUGAUUACAUUAGUUUAUAACAACAUUCCACAGAAGAUUAUGAUUACAUUGGUUUAUAACGAAAAUCCAUGAGAUUUGUGAUUUCAUUAAUUCAUUCAGCAAAAUCCACCAAAGAGAUUUAUGAUUACAUAGUCAAUUCUAACACAAUUCCUCCAAAGAGGUUUAUGAUUGCAUAGUCAGUUCUAACACAAUUCCACCGAACAUUUAUGAUUACAUAGUCCGUUCCAAACCAAAAUCACAAAGAGAUUAUGAUUACAUUGGUUUAUUGUGACACAAUCCAUCAAAGAGAUUAUGAUGACAUUGGUUUAUUGUAACACAAUCCAUCAAAGAGAUUAUGAUUACAUUGGUUUAUUGUGACAGUCCAUCAAAGAGAUUAUGAUUACCUUGGUUUAUUGUGACACAAUCUAUCAAAGAGAUUAUGAUUACAUUGGUUUAUUGUGACACAAUCCACAAGAAACUUAUGAUUACAUUGAUCAAUUCUAAAACUAAAAUCCACAAGAGAUUUGUUAUUUCAUGGAUUUAUUCUAACAAACAUCCAACAAAGAGAUCAUGAUUACAUUGAUUUAUUGCAACACAAUCCACCAAAGAGAUCAUGAUUACAUUGAUUUAUUGUAACACAAUCCACCAAAGAUAUUUAUGAUUACUUUGGUUCAUUCUAACAAAAAUCCCCCAAAUACUGACUUUGGAGAUGCCAACAAGAAACUGGAAAAACCAGUAAUGUAUUCAUUCGCCUUUCAGCAAAAGGGAGUUGUAUUAUCUUCAGAGCUGUGGUGGUGGUGGUGGUGGUGCUUACAUCUACUUAAGGUUCAUGUACGCCCAUCCUGUACACAGUAUCUGACAUCACUAGUUGCUCUGCGCGGGCCAGAUCCGUUUGUACUGAAGGAGCAUGAUAUGAAAUGUUUGGCGUGAUGGUCUAUACCAAAGCCUUUGACAAGCAUAUUGCUUUGUUCUACCAAAAAAACAAAAAAAACAACAACUAACAAACAAACA
Molecule: messenger RNA, 2550 nt
Organism: Gigantopelta aegis
Lineage: Eukaryota; Metazoa; Mollusca; Gastropoda; Neomphalida; Peltospiridae
Exons: 2
Coding region: 463-1080 (205 amino acids)
Molecular function (GO): acyltransferase activity, transferring groups other than amino-acyl groups
Source: RefSeq, a predicted model, not a curated record